Acomys russatus (golden spiny mouse) is the source of this 2147-nucleotide messenger RNA. RefSeq names its product zinc finger protein 791-like. Bases 256 to 1761 code for a protein of 501 amino acids. The transcript has 4 exons. Gene Ontology annotation, molecular function: RNA polymerase II cis-regulatory region sequence-specific DNA binding; DNA-binding transcription activator activity, RNA polymerase II-specific. The record is from RefSeq and is a predicted model, not a curated record. Gene Ontology annotation, cellular component: nucleus. Lineage: Eukaryota; Metazoa; Chordata; Mammalia; Rodentia; Muridae. Gene Ontology annotation, biological process: regulation of cytokine production; regulation of immune system process; negative regulation of transcription by RNA polymerase II.
AUUAGCCAGCCUGUGACUAUAGUGAGUGUUUGGGAAUCCCAGUAUAACUCCCAGCCUUUCUCAGGGUGAGCUUUUAAGCACAAAAACCAUAUUCUGGGUUGAUGAACUUCAGCUAGAAAGAACAGUUAACCAGAAGCAGAAGUACAGAAGCCAAAAGGCAAGGAGUCAGUGACCUUUGAGGAUGUGUGUGUGAGUUUCACUCAGGAAGAGUGGCAUCUGCUGCAUCCUUCACAGAAGAAACUCUACAGAGAUGUGAUGUGGGAAACGUUGAGGAACCUGGCCUCUGUGGGAAGUGAAUUGGAAGACCAGGAUAUUACAAAUCAGUACAGACUCCAAGAGAAAAAUAUAAGAAGAUACACGAUACAAAGACUCUGUGAAAGUAAAGAAGUUACUCGGCAUGGAGAAAGCUUCACCCAGAUUCCAGAUACUGAUGUGACCAAGACAACUUCCGGGGGAAAACCACAUAAUUGCAGCCUAUGUGGAAGAGGCUUCGUGCUUCAGUCAUCCCUUACUAGGCACAUGAGAUCUCACCCUGGCCAUGAACUUGAUGGGUUUAAGUGUGGAGAAAAGCGACACAAAUGUAAGGACUGUGGGGCCACCUUCAGUUACCUCAAGUCUUUUCAAAGACACGAACGGACUCACACUGGAGGAAACCCCUACAAGUGUCAGCACUGUGGGAAGACCUUCAUCUAUUACCAGCCCUUCCAAACACAUGAGCAGACACACAUCGGAGAGAAACCCUAUCAGUGUAAGCAUUGUGGCAAAGUUCUUAGUUCUCCUGGCUCUCUUAAAAUUCAUGAAAGAAUCCACACUGGAGAGAAGCCCUAUGUGUGUGAGAAAUGUGGGAAAGCCUUCAGUUGUCCCAGUUCCAUCCAAAUACACGAAAGAACCCACACUGGGGAGAGGCCCUACAGAUGUGAAGAAUGUGGGAAAGCCUUCAUUUCUCGCACAAGUGUUCAGACGCACAUGGUGACACACAGCGGGGCUAUAAAUAGGCCUUACAAGUGUAAGGACUGCGGGAAGGCGUUCCUUCGCCCAUGUUUUCUUCGUGUCCAUGAGCGAAUUCACACUGGAGAGAAGCCAUAUGUUUGUAAACAAUGUGGCAAAGCUUUCAGAUGCUCCACUUCCAUUCAUAUUCACAAAAGGACUCACACUGGAGAGAAACCCUAUACGUGCAAGGAGUGUGGGAAAGCUUUCAGUGCCCACUCGGCCUUCCGAGUACACGUGCGAGUGCACACUGGAGAGAAACCUUACAAAUGCAGAGAAUGUGGGAAAGCCUUCAUCUGUCUCAAUUACUGUCGUGCACACGAAAGAAAUCACACUGGAGAAAAACCUUACGAAUGUAAGGAGUGUGCAAAAGCCUUCACUUCUCUUGAAAGCUUUCGAAGACAUAUCAAAACACACACUGGCGACGGGCCUUAUAAAUGUAGCGAAUGUGGAAAAGCUUUCAUUUUCCUCAGUGCGUUUCGAACACAUGAAAGGACUCACACUGGAGAGAAACCGUACAAAUGUAAACACUGUGGCAAAACAUUUAGUUGUUCAAGUUACGUUCAGAUACACGAGAGAACGCACACUGGUGAGAAACCCUAUGAAUGUAAGGAGUGUGGAAAAACCUUCGUUUAUCCUACAAGCUUUCAAGGACACAUAAGAAUGCACACAGGAGAGAAACCAUAUGGAUGUAAAGAAUGUGGGAAAGCCUUUCGGCUUCGUAGUUCCUUUCAGAGACAUGAAAGAACUCACAGUGGAGAGAAAUGCUUUUAGUGUAAGCAUUGUGGGAAAACUUUUUUGCUUUGUCCACAUCCUUUAAUAAGCAUGUAAAAAUGCAUAAUAGGAAGACAUAAUAAACGUGAGGAAUGAGGGAACAUUUUCAAUUUUAACCAAUACUUUUUGUUGUGAAAUUUUCCAUUGUGAAGAAAACUCAUGCUUCUAAGUAAUGCAGGAAACUCAACUGCAGUGUAAUAGAUAACUCAUAUAAAAUGUGCCAGAAAAUUCAAAAUGUAGAGGAAACAUAAAAGCUAAACAUUUGUAUCAGUGUUGCAUUGUUUCUGAUAUAUAUAUGCAUGCUUUUGCUUGUUUGAUAUAGGCCUGCACAGCCUGAGGUUCCCUGCAUAGACCAGACUGACCUCAAGCUCACAGAGAUGCCUCCC